AUGUCACCACCCCCAGAAGGAGAGAAUUUUGAUCAUCUCAUCACCGGGAAUGAAGUCAGCUACAUAUCAACCCAGAAAAAGCGCUCUAAUUCAGAUGCGACGGAAUACCCUAGAAGAAGGGCAACAAUUGCUUGCCAGAUAUGCCGACUACGCAAGACAAGAUGCAACGGAGCUCGGCCAAAAUGCCAGCUCUGCUCAGAUCUUGACGCCGAAUGCGUAUAUCGCGAACCAGGAAUCAAACUCGACGCAGGAGACAAAUUGAUCCUCGACCACCUAGCCAGAAUCGAAGGCCUCCUUCAUUCUAGCUUAAUGGGCCCAGGCCAAAGAUCACAUCGAUUAGCCUUAUCCUCAACAUCCCCAGCAACAAGCAACGACACCAAUCUCGCCAACGAAGACCUGCUGAUACCCAAAAUCCCUAAUAACAAGCUCUCAGCAGCAGGACUCGGCUCGUGGGUCAAUCCGCCCCAAAACAUCAGUAUUUCCACAAUGCCAAAGGUCCACACCACACCGGCAUUGCAUCUUCUCCAAUGGCCACUUAUCCGAGACUUAGUCUCGCGACCCUACGAUCCGCAGAACUUGCUCCAACUCGAAAUGGCCCGGGAACCGCUCCGCAUGACGCCAAGCCCUACUGGCGUCGGAGUCCUCGAUUUAGCAAAUGCGCCAGCCUACGUACGAGCCUUCUUCAGCCACGCAAAUAUCUGGUACGCGUGCGUCAAUCCAUACACCUGGCCGCGAUACUACCGGACCGCGCUCGGCAAAGGAUUUCAAGACGGCCCUGUCAGUUGUCUGGUACUGCUGGUGUUGGCACUGGGGGCAGCGAGUCGGAAUGGCAGUAUUGCUUUUAUUCCGAAAGAUACGCAGGCGCCUGGCCUUGCGUAUUUUGCGGCGGCGUGGAAUCUCUUGCCGUCGGUCAUGAUGCGGAAUUCGGCCAUUGCGACACAGUGCAUGGUUCUUGCUUCGGCGUACUUGUUUUAUCUGGUGCGUCCUUUGGAGGCGUGGACUUUGUUGUCGAAUGUGAGUAUGAAGUUGCAGUUGCUUUUUGGAAAUCCGAGUCGUGUUCCUGCGCAGUGGAAGGAGCUCAGUGUGAGGGUUUAUUGGAAUGCUUUGCUUUAUGAAAGUGAUCUCCUGGCGGAGCUGGAUCUUCCACAUUCUGGAAUUGUGCAUUUCGAGGAAAUUGUCGAUCUACCUGGAGGGUUUGAGGAGGAAGAAGAUGACGAUGACGACGAAGAUUAUGAUGAUAACGGGGAAUUAAUUCAUGACGACAAUGCCAACGAGGAUCGGGAUCAUCACCACAUGACUGAAAUGCUAUCGAAUGGACAAGGACAACAAGCAGGCCGAGACGAGCUCUGGUACUUCCUAUCAGAGAUCGCCCUGCGAAGACUCCUUAACCGAGUCAGUCAUCUCAUCUACCAAAAAGACAGCUCCCACACCCUCUCGUCACUCGGACCGAUAGUUUCAGAACUGGACUUCCAACUAUCACAAUGGUACGAGAGUUUACCCCAACCAGUGCAAUUCCCCCUCACACAAUUACCAUCCAACAACCCAGUUCAAACGGUCCUUAGACAUCGCUACAACGCCUGCCGCACAAUCAUAUACCGCCCAUACAUCCUCGCCGUAUUCGAAAACGAAUCCGUCGGCGCAGACAACGAGGUCCUAGAAUGCUGUCGAAGAUGUCUUGAUUCAACGCUGCGCCAACUAGAACAUAUUACCAGUCACCGCGAAGGACAUCUUCCGUAUCUAUGGCAAGGUGCGCUCUCGAUGGUAUCACAAGCCCUGCUUAUCAUGGGCGCUACGAUGUCGCCGACUCUUUCGACUUUGCUUCCGCCUCCGUUGAGAGUUGAUGCGAUUAUCUCGGGGGUUGUGGUUGAGGUCGAGAGAUACUCGCACUUAGCGCCGAGCUUGAAAUUGUCGGCGGAUAUUAUUCGUGAUGCGGAGCGAAGACGUCAGAUUUGGUUGAGGUCUGCAGGGCAGAGAUUAUUUGAAAGCUGA
Messenger RNA from Penicillium manginii, 1989 nucleotides. RefSeq names its product Zn(II)2Cys6 transcription factor. Bases 1 to 1989 code for a protein of 662 amino acids. Gene Ontology annotation, biological process: regulation of DNA-templated transcription. Gene Ontology annotation, molecular function: zinc ion binding; DNA-binding transcription factor activity, RNA polymerase II-specific. The transcript has 2 exons. The record is from RefSeq and is a predicted model, not a curated record. Lineage: Eukaryota; Fungi; Ascomycota; Eurotiomycetes; Eurotiales; Aspergillaceae.